Entamoeba invadens IP1 is the source of this 420-nucleotide messenger RNA. RefSeq lists its product as hypothetical. Lineage: Eukaryota; Evosea; Mastigamoebida; Endamoebidae. The record is from RefSeq and is a predicted model, not a curated record. Bases 1 to 420 code for a protein of 139 amino acids. The transcript has a single exon.
AUGUUUGCCCUCUUCUUGGUUAUAGUCCUCACUUCCGCAGAACGAAUUGAUAUUGCCUAUACAAUGGAAACGCAUGCAAAUAAUUUCAAGUCUACUGGGUGUGGUAAUGUUCCAGAACAGGUCUGCAGAGCUUUUAAAAUGCAGAAAUUGUUCCGUCCAGUUGGAUUGGUUGGUGGUGGAGCGACUUGCCGCCUUUGUGAGAACUUUGUUGACAAAGCUUUAGAGUAUGUGACCAAUGGUGACAACGUCCAACAAGUUAAUGAAAAGAUUUUGACCUUCUGUGGUGACAAGUUGAAUAGAGAAUUACCUCAGCAUUAUUGCUUUGUAAUAGCUCAAGAGAUAUACAUUAAAGUGCUCAACGCUUAUUCAAAUGGUCAACCAAUUGACAAGACUCUUUGCACUAAGAUGAAUCUUUGUUAA